CGUAAUUUCCUCCUUCACAAAUCCCAAACCGCCGGUGCCCUAGCUAUCGACGACUCGGCGGCGACGCGCCUCCCUGGCUCCCUCCCGUCGCUCCUCCUCCCCGACCCACGAACUCCCCCCAAUAGGGCAGAAAGGAAGUUCAAAUUUGCUCCUGAUCCGAGCGCCAAACGCCUAGAUUCCACCACCCAAGCCUCCUCUCCCAAUCCGAUCUGCCGUUCCCUCUUCGAAUCGGCUCCCCCUUCUCGCCGAUUACCGACGAAUCCGAGGCCCUCCUCCUCCUUCGAAUCCAUGGAUCCGCGCGCCAGGUACCCUCCCGGCAUCGGCAACGGCCGCGGCGGGAACCCCAACUACUACAACCGCGGCCCGCCGCUGCAGCAGCAGCACAACCACCACCAGCAGCAGCAGACGUCGGCGCCGCACCACCAGCAGUACGUGCAGCGCCAGCCGCAGCAGCAUCACCACCACAACCACCACCAGCAGCAUCAGCAACAGCAGCAGCAGUGGCUGCGGCGGAAUCAGAUCGCCCGCGAGGCCGCGGGAACCGACAGGAAUAGCGAGCCGAAGGCUGUGGCGCAAUCCCCAGCCGUCGACGGCAUCGAUUCGAGUUCACAAGACUGGAAGGCCCAAUUGAAGCUUCCACCUCAAGAUACACGAUACAGGACAGAGGAUGUUACAGCCACCAAAGGAAAUGAGUUUGAAGACUAUUUUCUCAAGCGUGAACUUCUGAUGGGAAUAUAUGAGAAAGGAUUUGAAAGACCCUCUCCGAUCCAAGAAGAAAGCAUUCCUAUUGCAUUAACUGGUAGUGAUAUUCUAGCCAGAGCAAAAAAUGGAACUGGCAAGACUGCUGCAUUUUGUAUCCCUGCACUAGAAAAGAUUGAUCAAGAGAAAAACGCUAUUCAAGUUGUUAUAUUGGUUCCCACAAGGGAGCUGGCUUUGCAAACGUCACAAGUUUGUAAAGAGCUUGGGAAACAUCUGAAGAUCCAGGUCAUGGUCACCACUGGAGGAACCAGCCUGAAAGAUGAUAUCAUUCGUCUCUAUCAACCUGUCCAUUUACUUGUUGGAACGCCUGGGCGUAUUUUGGACCUUACAAAGAAAGGUAUCUGCAUUUUGAAGGACUGCUCUAUGCUUAUCAUGGAUGAGGCAGACAAGCUUCUCUCUCCUGAGUUCCAGCCUUCCGUGGAACAGCUGAUUCGUUACCUUCCAGCGAGCCGGCAAAUUUUGAUGUUCUCGGCAACGUUCCCUGUGACUGUGAAGGAGUUCAAGGACAAAUACCUGCCUAAACCUUAUGUUAUUAACCUUAUGGAUGAACUUACACUGAAGGGAAUUACACAGUUUUAUGCUUUUGUAGAAGAAAGGCAGAAAGUUCAUUGCCUUAACACUCUCUUUUCCAAGCUUCAAAUCAACCAAUCAAUAAUCUUCUGCAACUCUGUAAAUCGUGUUGAGCUUCUGGCAAAGAAGAUCACGGAGCUUGGUUACUCUUGCUUCUACAUCCAUGCAAAGAUGCUGCAAGACCAUCGUAAUAGAGUUUUCCAUGAUUUCCGUAAUGGGGCAUGCAGGAACCUGGUUUGUACAGAUCUUUUCACAAGGGGAAUUGACAUUCAAGCUGUUAAUGUUGUUAUCAAUUUUGAUUUCCCCAAAACCGCUGAAACAUACCUCCACAGGGUUGGUAGAUCUGGGAGAUUUGGCCAUCUUGGCCUGGCUGUGAAUUUGAUCACCUAUGAGGAUCGGUUUAACUUGUAUAGGAUUGAGCAAGAGCUUGGGACUGAGAUAAAACCAAUUCCUCCUCAGAUUGACCAAGCUAUAUAUUGCCAAUAAUUUGACAGAGUUCCAGCGUGUAUUCACUUUCUCUAAGGGUAAUAAGAAGACAAUUCUUGUAAAUACCAGCUCAUCAGGUUUUAUCAUGGAUCUCCUGUGGCAUAUGGGAACAUUCAUUUUUGGAGUUUUAUUUGAGAUGAGACAGACUACUCUUCCGAUGGACACCUUGUGCUUAUAUCAUUUUGGCUAACUAAAUUCAAACGCCCUCACUGAGGCACACAGUAGUGUAUAUUGCUAGGUGCCUGUUCAUGUGCCUGUCCUGGCCUCUUAGCUCUUAUGAUAAUCUCUCCCCUUCUCUAGAUUUCGUUAUCGGCUAUUUCUCACAGGACAUUUUAACCCUGUUAGUGGUUAACUGGUUGUGGGCUGUGCCAUGUCAGUGCACACAUUCCAGUUGACGUGCCAUCGGGUGUGGACAAGUUCAUCCAACUUGUGCUCUGAACUGUCAAUGAACAGUAAGCAGCACAACAAGCGUCUUCAGAUAUUAGCGAAUAAAUCUGUCGCAAGCCGCGUUUCUGCAUCCGUGCCAUGCAGCUCUUCUCUUGCAUGAGGCUUGUGCCAUUAUGUUUAGAUUCUGCCUCUUAUAAUUGAGUCUAAUGGUUCUACAAACUGAGUUUACCUGUCCUGAGAACUGGGUAAAACAUGUGGUGAGGCACAUGCAACUUGAUAAAUAAAUUUUUUACUUAAGUGAAAUUCUCACUCCUGGUUCA
Messenger RNA from Oryza sativa Japonica Group (Japanese rice), 2522 nucleotides. The record is from RefSeq and is a predicted model, not a curated record. NCBI's taxonomy places the organism in Eukaryota, Viridiplantae, Streptophyta, Magnoliopsida, Poales, Poaceae.